Menidia menidia (Atlantic silverside) is the source of this 10149-nucleotide messenger RNA. NCBI's taxonomy places the organism in Eukaryota, Metazoa, Chordata, Actinopteri, Atheriniformes, Atherinopsidae. The record is from the annotation of a GenBank genome assembly.
AGACCUGGAAGCAGUGUCACCACGUGACUCCUGGCGGAGGCCUGCUGUUUGUUCAGCCAGGGAGGCAGAGAAGAAAAAUGGCGGCUCAAGGCGAACCCGAACGGGACGCCGGGCAAACGUUUUGAGCAUUUGCUCCGGAAAAGGCACGGGGUCUUCACGGGCUUUCUGCACCGUUGGAAUCUUCGCCGGCUCGGCUUCGCGUCGGUAUAGUUUUCGCUCGCCUCCGCGUGUGCCAAAUACCCGCAAAAAUUGGCACCGCAAAAUAAAAAGAUUUCGCCUAUCAUGAGAGGGAAAAGGGGCAGGCCGCCCAAACCGCUGCACACCGAGGAGCCGUCCCCGGCUUCGACCCGGGGCUUGAGACCCAGGAGGAAUUUGAAACCGCGGUUCAGAGAUAGCGGGGACGAGGACGCCGACAGCCCCACCAGGGAGACCCCCAAGCCGAGCAGAAAGAGGAAAGGGGGACCCGUAACGUCAACACGGGGAAGGGGACGUGGUAGAGGCGGCGGUGGUGGCGGCAGAGGAGGGAGAGGUGGUCGGGGAGGAAGGCGGACGGCUGCCUCCAAAACGGUGGUCUACGACGACCACGAGAGCGAGGAAGACGACGACGCCGUCAGCCUGAGGUCGGAGGAGGACGAGUUUGUUGAGGAGGAACCUCAGUCCGAGGAGGACGAGGCCCUCAAGGAGGACUCCGACUGCCUGGAAGAUGAUGUCCUGGACGAGGAAGAGGAUGAUGCCAGCUACUGCACCGAGAGUAGCUUUCGGAGUCACAGCACGCAUGCCAGCACCCCCGGAAGGAAAAAAGUGCGGGCUCCCCGACCUCGGACUCCAAUCCUCGAGGAAAAGAACAUACCUCCUCUACAGCUCCCGGACACCUCUGAGGAUCUCUUGGUGCCCGGCGUGGAGCUGCUCAACGCCGCGUCGGUCUAUGAGGUCAUACAGAACUUUAGCACGGUGCUGCGUCUCUCCCCCUUCCGCUUCGAGGACUUCUGUGCGGCGCUGGCGGGCCAGGAGCAAUGCACGCUGAUAGCAGAGACGCACAUAUCCCUGCUGAAGGCCAUUCUGCGGGAGGAGGACUCCUCCAACACCACCUUCGGCCCGGCCGACCUCAAAGACAGCGUCAACUCCACCCUGUACUUUAUCGAUGGCAUGACGUGGCCCGAGGUCCUGCGGUCGUACUGCGAGAGCGACAGGGAGUACCACCACGUCUUGCCCUACCUGGAGGUGGACGAGUACCCCUUCGGUCCGCUCGAGAGCAAGAUCAAGGUGCUGCAGUUCCUGGUGGACCAGUUCCUCACCACCAACAUCGCCCGCGAGGAGCUGAUGUCCGACGGCAGCAUGCAGUACGACGACCACUGCCGCGUGUGCCACCGCCUGGGCGACCUGCUGUGCUGCGAGACGUGCUCGGCCGUGUACCACCUGGAGUGCGUGAAGCCCCCGUUGGAAGAGGUGCCGGAGGACGAGUGGCAGUGCGAGAUCUGCGUGGCUCAUAAGGUGCCCGGGGUCACGGACUGCGUGACGGAGGCGCAGAAAAUCAGGCCCUACAUUCGCCAGGAGCCCAUCGGAUACGAUCGCCACCAGAGGAAAUACUGGUUCCUCAUUCGAAGGAUUAUUGUCGAGGAGGACGGGGAGCACGAGAAGAAAAAGAUUUGGUACUACAGCACCAAGGCACAGCUGGAGGAGCUCAUCGACUCCCUGGAUAAGGAAUACUGGGAAACGGACCUCCACGCCACCCUGGAGGAGAUGAGGGAGGAGGUGCAAGGGCACAUGGACAUCACAGAGGACCUGACCAGCAAAGCUCGCGGAAACAGCAAAGCCUACCUCACAGCCGUCAAUGAUGUGGUCACGGAGCGGUUGAAGGUCAGGCGAGGGGAGCAGGAAGCACAGAGGCGUGUCGAGGAGGCAGGAGGGAGCUCUGCCAAUCCAGCUGAGGACAAUGUUGAGCUCUCUUCGCAGGCCGAGGACAAAGAUGCCCAAGCGGUGGAAAGCGCUGGCUCGCGAGGGGAGGGACCGGCAUCGGACAACCCCGCCAGCCAGGACGCAGCUGGACCUAAGACGGAGUCACUUGAACCGGCAAAUGAAACGCAGGCUGCUCCCUCUGAGAGCCCGGAGAGCAGGGAAUCUCCUCCAGGGGCACAGCAGGGAAGGACAGACGAGGACCAGAAAUCCGAGUGCGACGGUGGAGCUGCACGCCACGAUGACUCACAGGCACCGCCGGCAGACCGGGCCGAGCCUCACUCAGCGGCGGCUGGCGACGGCAGCCAUGUUUCCGGACCCGAGAGCCAGAAGAAAUGGCAGCCUGACCUGGCCGACAGGUCCUCCCGGUCCUCUUUUACCAGCCACGAUGGAGCAGAGGAAUGCUCUGAGAGGACCAACCAGGAAACGACUGCAGGUGAAGAAUCAAAGAACCAAGAGUCCUCUCCCGCGUUCUCCGACGGGGAUUCUUCACGCCUAAGCUACCUAAAAAGGGAGCUGACGGUCAACAUGAACAACCUAUUCAAACUUGGCCAGGAGGGGAAAUACAGGGUCUACCACAACCAGUACAGCACCAACACGCUGGCGCUCAACAAGCACCAGCACCGGGAGGACCACGACAAGCGGCGCCACCUCUCCCACAAGUUCAGCCUGACCACGGCGUCCGAGUUCAAGUGGAACGGCUCCAUUUACGGGUCCCGCAGCCUGACCGUCUCCACGCUGCGCCUGACCAUCAUCCAGCUGGAAACCAACGUCCCCGGCCCCUUCAUGCACCCCAACUGGGCGUCGCACAGAACCAACUGGAACAAAGCGGUGCAUAUGUGCAGCAAGGCCAGGGAAUUUGCGCUGGCCUUGGCCAUACUGGAGUGUGCCAUCAAGCCAGUGGUGAUGCUGCCUGUGUGGAAAGAUUCUCUGGGACACACCAGGUUGCACCGCAUGACCUCCAUUGAGCGUGAAGAGAAGGAAAAGGUGAAGAAGAAAGAGAAAAAGCUCGAGGACGAGGAGACGUUGCAGCAGGCCACCUGGGUGAAGUACACCAUCCCCAUCAAACACCAGGUGUGGAAGCAAAAGGGGGAGGAGUACAGAGUCACGGGAUAUGGCGGCUGGAGCUGGGUCAGUAAAACGCGUGUGCCGCGUUUUGUUCCGAGGCUCCCAGGAAACACAAACGCCAACUACCGCAAAGACCUGGAGGCUAAACUGAAAAAGGAAAACGCAGCCGCCGGCGCAGAUGCACAGAAACGGUUGGACGAUGAGCCGAAGGAGCAAGCCUCCGUCCCCAAAUCGCCCCAGAGCACUUCCUCGGCAGAUGAUGGCAAACCUCGAACCACAGCAGAGGAGGAAAAAGCUGCGAAUACGGAGCAGGAAGCAAAAGCUGAAGAGAAGGAAGAAGAUGAGAAAAUGGAGGUCGAUACCUGCCCGAAAAGUUCUCCUAGUGACUGUAAAGAUGAAGAUGAAACCCAACGUCCUUUCUCAGCUGUUGAAGAAAAAGCGACCCAUCUAUCUGAGCAGCCCGAGACGGACAGGAGCUCCAUGUCCAAAAUCUUCGCCGACGUUGUGAAUGUCAGCGAAGGCUUCCAGCUGCGGACGGCUUACAAGAAGAAGGUGAAGCCGUCCAAGCUGGACGGACUCCUGGAGCGCCGGGUCAAACAGUUCACCUUAGAGGAGAAGCAGCGACUGGAACGGAUGAGACAGGCGGCCCUAACAUCCAAAGCUGCUUCUGCCAAACCCACAGCGGUGGUUAAGACCGAAGGGUCAGCACUGAGCAGGCAGCUUGCUCUGACCCCGACUGUUAAAGCGGAGGAGGAGGAGAGCCCCCAAGGCAAAGACCAGGUGGUCAAAAAGCUGGACUUUGAGCAGGAGGGCGCAAAAACCGACAACACGGCCGUCAGAUCGGAUGCUGCAGCACCUAGCAACAGCAAUGCGGCUGAGCUGAAUGACCUGCAUGGGAGCGAAGGGGAAGCCUGCACUCACAAAGAAGUGAAUGGAGCACCCGAACCCCAUCGGGAAAGCAACUGUAUACCCGGGAUGAUGGAAAACAGCGAGAGAUCCCAAAAGCCCGAGGACGUCCGAGUGGGAGAGAACCCAAAGAAACGCGGCUAUGAGGAAAUGGAGCAAAGCAGCGGCCAGACCGACGCAGAAAAGGCGGAGGGAACCCAAAGCAAGACCAGCGUAUCGCAGGUAAAUGGGAAAAACAUCAGCUCUGACACCAACCCUGAAAUCGAAGGUGAUAAGAAGGAGCCUCAGAAAGAGCCCCUAAGGUCUCUGAUGAACGGGAACCUCUCGCAAAACGACAUGUCCAACAUAAGUCACCCGCCUCCCCUCAAAGUCCCAAAAUUAGAGAACCACGUGGAGGAGAAAGGAAACUCUGCAGCUGUGAAGAGCGAGAGUGAGAUUGCGUCUCCAAAAACUGAAUUGUCAAGCCCUUUCUGCCCUAAUAGUAACAAUACAGAUAGCUGCUCUGUUAGUGAGGGGUCAAAGACCUCUGUCACUAAUACCCCCUUGAAGGAAUGUCCGAAUCCCCCGCUUCACAACGCAUCCAACAGCAGUAACAAGCCUGAGAUAGCGCCUCAGGCAGUCCCGUCCCUCACCGCUUCCACCCAGCCGAGCUCAGGAACGGCCGUCCCCCCGAAGAAGAAACCCGCCGACAGCAGGACGGGCUCCUCCGCCGCCACGCCGGCCGGCUCUAUGACCAUUAGCAAAGAGUACACCACCAGAGACAGAGUCAGCCUUCUCAGAUUUUCCAAGUCCAAGAAGUCGCGCUCGGGCACGGCCCUCCCGUCCUACCGCAAAUUUGUCACCAAAAGCAGCAAGAAGAGCAUCUUCGUCCUGCCAAAUGACGACCUGAAGAGGCUGGCGAGGAAGGCGGGCAUCAGAGAGGUCCUAAUUUUCAACUACAGCGCCAAACCGGCCCUGGAUAUAUGGCCUUACCCUUCACCUCGGCCCACAUUCAGCAUCACAUGGAGGUACCGUCUGCAGACAGUGAGGUCAUUAGCCGGGGUCAGCUUGAUGCUGAGGCUGCUGUGGGCCUGCCUGAGGUGGGACGACAUGGCCGUGAAACCCUCCGCGGCUGUAGGGACAACUCGGAAAGAAACCACAGACACCGACAUCAUCACAACAGAGAUCAUAAAACGAAGAGAUGUGGGGCCCUAUGGCAUCUUCUCAGAGUACUGCAUCAGGAAGAUCAUCUGUCCGCUCGGAAACAGAGACACUCCCAAAGCAGAAACCCCCACUCCACAGAGGAAAGGUCUGCGCUCAAGUGCCCUGAGGCCAAAGAAGCAGGAACCGGCCAAGCUGACUGGACCUGUAGCUGUAGAGACCUGGGUGGCCGAAGAAGACCUGGAGCUGUGGGAGAUCAGAGCUUUUGCAGAGAAAGUGGAGAGGGAGAGGUCACAGGGCAUAGAUCCCUCCAAGAGCAGCACUACUCUGAGGACAGCAGAAGAGGUGAAAGCCCAUUUGGAGAAUCAGCUGAAGCAGGCCAGACUGGCCGCUCAGCAGAAACGUCUCGAGCAGCAGAGACUAGGCGCUACUACCACCACUUCCACAACGACCACCUCCACAGCCGUCACUCCCAUCACCCCAGCUCCUACCGGCCAGAGGACGGGUCAAGUGACGCCGGGCGCCAAGAUGGUGCUGGCCUCCAAACUGGGCUCCCCGGUUCAGUUCCAGCAAGACAAGAACUUCCAGCAGUCUUUUGCUUCUUGGGUGAAACAGGGUCAAAACAACAACAACAACAGCAGCAGCAGCAAUUCUGGUGUAGUUCAGCAGAAAGUGCUGGGCAUUUUCCCCUCUGGGCCUCCCGCAAACUUGAGAACAUACAGCACACUACACCCCACCACUGGCAACAUCAACCUCCGAGCUGCGAACUCGGCCUCCACCACUCAGCAGCAGGUGACCACAGCAGGGAGCAAAACGCAGCCUGGCAUUGCAGGAAACCAGGCACUUACCCCAUCUACCUCUGUGGGCACCAUGGUCAGAAGUCCAGUGGUUCCACAAGGUCAGCCCCAGCUGGCACAAAUGGGAAGCACUGGAGCCGUCUCCGGUUCUCCCUCCACUGCGGGUGCAGCGUCGUCCCCAUGUGCUGCCAGCACCGCCCCCGGGCAGUCUCCUGCUUCAUCUCAGCCCCAAAGGCCACAGCAGGGUCAAGUAAAACUCACCAUGGCCCAGCUCAUGCAGCUGACACAAAGCGCACAGGGAGGGAACCCAGGUCUGACAGUGGUGAUCCAGGGUCAAGGCCAGACCCAGGGCCAGCUUCAAAUCAUCCCACAGGGGGUUACGGUCAUCCCUGGUCCCGGUCAGCAACUAAUGCAGGCAGCCAUGCCCAACGGCCAGGUCCAGCGCUUCCUCUUCACUCCUGUUCUUCCAUCCUCCUCAGCUGCCACCUCAGCUCCCACUGCCUCUCCCCCUCCGAAUCCCAUAACUGUCCCCCAAACUCAGCCAUCAACUCCAGCUCCAGUGAGAAUCCCCGCACAAGUGCAGACAACUCCCUCGGCCUUGGCCCAAACGCAGAUGUCGGCCCCUCUGCCCGCCCCCAUGCACGUUCCGAGCCCAUCCCAGAGUUUAAGCCCCAGCUCGGUUCCUGUUCCCAUGCAGGUCCAAAGCGCCGCUCCCGCGGCCGCUCCGCCAACACCUGAAGCUCAGGCCUCCCCGCAAACCCAAUUUUCACCCCCCACGCCAUUGCAGUCUCAGCUGUCCAUUCCGGUGCCGGCUUCUUCGCAGCCUGCCCAACAGGCUUUGACCCCCGCGCCACCAUCGGCGCCGAGACCCGUCACCGCCUCGGCACAGAGUGCAACCCCGGCUCUGAUUCAUCAUCAAACCCAAGCCAUCGCUCAAACACCGGCCUCCACCUUUACACCCGCACAUUCCCAGCCGACAUGUGCGCUCCCUGUCCCACCACAGGCCGUCCCCCAGCCCCAAAUCCCGCCACAGUCCCUCAGCCUGACCCAAGGUUUGACCUCCACCCCUGUCCAGAUUCAAGUCCCCGCCGCUUCUCCUGCUGUGACCCCGGCGUCGGUCAGGUUUGCCGGCCAGGCCACUGCCACAGCAGCGGCCAUCAGCUCAACCCACAUGCCUAUUUCUGCCUCUUUGCCUUCCCCCGUCAGAGCUCCAACCCCGGCCCUCGCCCCCAUCAUGGCCGUCGCUUCCACCCAAAUUGCCGUCCCGCCUGCAGCUAAAGCCCUGACCCAAAUCCCCGCAGCAGCUCCCGCUCCUCUUCAUGCCGCCGUGGCCAGCGCUGUGGUCACACCUGUCACAGCCACCUCCACAACACCCUCAGUGCCAGCAUUGAUAGAGCAGCGGGCGGCCCCGCCCCAAGUUUGGAUUCCAGCAUCAUCCCAAGCUCAGACUUCGGUUCAGACAGCUCAGCAGGUCACCACUCCAGUUACACCACCUGCCUUGCCUUCCAUACCUGCCUCUCCCCCCGUAUCUGUUGCCACACAUUCCCCCAUCACUCUCUCGCCUCAGGCAUCCCUGACUCCUCAGUCUCAAGCACAAGUUCAUCAACCGGCCGUUGUGUCCGUGCAGCAGGUGUCGCACAUGCCCAUCUCAGCGAUGCAGGUUCACAUGAAGGGGUUACCGGUUUCCCCUGUGGUGUCGGCAGUGAUACCCACGCAGCCUCAGCUCCAGCCCCAGACCCACAAUCAGCAUCACCCCCAGGCACAAGCCCAAAUUUGUGCACAGUUCCAGGUCCAGCCCUCCGGUCAAGCCCAGCAAGUCCACAUUCAGCCUCAAGCGCAUCUCCAGCCGCAAGCUCAAAUUCAGCCCCAGGUUCAGGUCCAGCUUCAGCCGCGGGCACAAAUUCAGCCGCAAACCCAACAACCACCUCAAGGCCAAGCGCAGCCCUUUACUCCGAUUCAACCUCAGGUGCAGUUCCAGUCCCAAACCAAAAGCUUGCCCCAGCUCCAAUCCUCAGCCCAAGCCCAGCUCCAGCCACGGAUCCAACCUCAGUACCAACCCCAGGUACAGGCGUCUUUUCCAACACAACCUCAAACGCAGCCUCAGGUCCAGUCUCAGGCCCAAAGUCAGCUUCAGCCACAGGCGCAGAUUCAGGUCCAGCUCCAGCAGCAGAACCAGAUCCAAGCUCAGGCCUCGCCACAACCGCAGGUUCACGUUCAAGCUCAAGUCCAAGCCCAGCCCCAGUUCUCUGUUCAGUCACCCCAGCAGGCCCAAGUCCCACAGCAGCUUCAGGUCCAAGCGCACGGCCAAGUCCAGGCCAAGCUCCAAGUCCAGUUCCAGCCUCAGACCACAUCUCAAGUUCAAACACAGCCUCAGCUUCAGGUCCAGUCCCCAAUCAGGCAUCAACUCAUCACCGUUCCCGGCCUCCAGCAGCCGGUUCAGCUGCUCUCAGCCCUGCCGCCCCAUGUGGCCGCCCAGAUCCAAGCCCAGAUCCAGGCCCAGCAGCAGGGCGGGGCAGUUCCCCAGCAGAUCAAACUGCAGCUGCCUAUCCAGAUCCAGCAGCCAGGGGGGCAAAUUCAGACCCACCAGCUGCAGAACAUGGUGACCAUACAGGCCCCGUCCAGCGUUCAGGAGCAGAUACAGAGGCUGCAACACCAUCAGCAGCAGCUACAACAACAGCAGCAGCAGCAGCAGCAACCAAAGAAGAAGAAGCAUCUGGAGGCUAAAAGGGAACAGAAGGAGCAGAACACACAAGUGGUCAGUCCCAAGGACGGCAUCCUGAAGCAGGUGGUGGCGAAGCAGAACGCUUCAGCCGAACAGCUGAAACAGAAGAAGAGCCUGGCCGCCGCCGAGCGAGAGGGGAACCAGAGAAUGAUUGUGUGCAACCAGGUGAUGAAGUUCAUCCUGGAUAAGAUCGAGAAGGACGAGAAGCAGGCGGCCAAAAAGAGGAAGAAGGAGGAGGUGGUGGAGCAGAAACGCUCCAAGCAGAACGCCACCAAGCUGACGGCUCUGCUGUACAAGCAUAAGGAGCAGCUGAAGGCUGAGAUCUUAAAAAAGAGGGCCCUGCUGGACAAGGAGCUGCAGCUUCAAGUACAGGAGGAGCUGAGGCGGGAUCUAGCCAGGCUUCAGAGGGAAAAGGAAAAGGCCCGUGCUGCCAUCGCCCAGGCCGCCGCCGCGACGGUCAAGGCGGCGUCGGCCCACUCGUCCCAGCCCCCUCACUCCACACAUUCCCCCCACAGCACCCACACAGUCCCCACGGCCCCCUCGGCCCACAAACGCAAGAAAGAAGAGGAGAGGGACGCGGACAAAAACCGGGACCGAGACCGGCACCACGACAAGAGCAAGAAACGCGACAGGGACAAGGAGAAGGACAAGGAGAAGGACAAGGACCGGCACAGAGAAAAGGACCGAGAGCGGGACAGAGAGCGGGAACGCUACCGGGACCGAGAGCGGGAGAAGGACAAAGAUCGGGACCGGGACAGGGAAGGGGACUCCAGCUCGUUGAAACACAAGAAGAAGAAAAGAAAACUCUUUUCUACCUCAAAGGAUCACAAAAAGGACACCAAAUUGUACUGUAUCUGCAAAACGCCCUACGACGAGUCAAAGUUUUACAUCGGGUGCGACCUGUGCUCCAACUGGUUCCACGGGGCGUGCGUGGGCAUCACGGAGAAGGAGGCCAAGAAGCUGGAGGACUUUGUGUGCAACGACUGCAAGCGCGGGCAGGACGGGGGCAGCAGCGAGGAGCUGUACUGCAUCUGCCGGACGCCCUACGACGAAUCACAGUUUUACAUCGGCUGCGAUCGCUGCCAGAACUGGUACCACGGGCGCUGCGUGGGCAUCCUGCAGAGCGAGGCCAACCACAUCGACGUGUACGUGUGCCCGCAGUGCCAGUCCACCGAAGACGCCAUGACGGUCCUGUCCCCGCUCACCGACAAGGACUACGAAGGGUUAAAAAGGAUAUUAAGAUCGUUACAGUCCCACAAAAUGGCCUGGCCUUUCCUGGAACCUGUGGAUCCCCAUGACGCACCAGACUACUACCGCGUGAUCAAAGAGCCGAUGGACUUUUCCACCAUGGAGACCCGUUUGCAAAAGCGACAUUACCAGAAGCUCACCGAAUUUGUGGCAGACGUGACCAAAAUCUUCGACAACUGCCGCUACUACAACCCCAACGACACGCCCUUCUUUCAGUGUGCGGAGGUCCUUGAAGCCUUCUUUGUACAGAAGCUGAAAGGCUUCAAAGCAAGCAGGUCUCAUAACAACAAGCUUCAGUCUUCUACAGCCUCUUAA